ACCUGACAGACCAGGAUAAAGAAGAAGAUGAGGAUAAGUGGAUGCAACCACGUAGAGAACUCCAUAGUGGUAUCCGGUUACUUCUUUACCAACAUAAGCAAAAAGAGGAACUUUCAGCAAAGGAGUCUCAGGACGACCAAGAAAAAAGUACGAAAAAAUCUGAAUUGCAUAAAAUAGAAUUAAAGAAAAUGGAGCUACCGAAGUUCACUGGAGAUAUUAAAACAUACACGAGAUUUAAGACGGACUUCAAGAAGUUCGUAGAGAAGGCAACUCAUCCAGAACAAUUGUCAUUUAGACUCAGAUCCUGCUUAGGAAAUGAGGUUAACAAAGUAGUGCAGGCAGCAGAGGACGACUAUGAGCAAAUGUGGACUUUGUUAGACGAGAAGUAUGGCGACAGACACAAGUUGGUAAAUGCUCUCAUUGGAGAUAUCUUAAAGCAGAAGCCGUUGAAAGAGGGAGAGGAUAGCCAAAUAAUUCAAUUCAUCGAACUAAUUUUGGCUUGCCACCGCAACCUAAAGCGGAUAGCCAUCGAGCACGAAAUGAACAACGCCCGAGUUAUCUCCGAAAUCGAGAGUAGAUUACCGGAAGAACAGAGGAGAAGGUGGGUCAGGCUGAUCCAUGAUCCACAAGGAAAGGAUAAAGUGGAGAAAGACGGGAAACUAAAAACUCUCUUAGACUUUCUGGAAGAGGAGAGUAAGAGUCUGAGAUACAUGAUGUCAGGCUUGCAAUGGGCUGCACCACGACCGAAGGUGCACAGCAGCACAGUCAAUUUUGUGUCGACAGGGAAAAUGCCAGACGAAAGCUGCUUGAUACACGAGGAUGGUAAACAUACAACGCAGGAUUGUAGAAUGUUCAAGUCUAUGACCGUUUAUGACAGAAUCGAACUAAUGAAACAAAAAAGAGCCUGCUUCAGAUGUCUAAAAAUAGGACAUCAAGUGAAAUUCUGUAAGUUGGGACGUUGCGGUAAAGAGGGUUGUACUAGGAAACAUCACCCAUUGAUACAUUACGCACCGAGAAAUGGAGAAGUCGUUAAUGCGACGCAACAAAGCAACCCUACGACAAUUCCAAACUCAUCGGGGAGUGGCAGAAUGGCGAAUGCAGCACAACAGAAUAGUUCUAUUACGCAUUCUCCAUGUAUUUUGAUGGCCAAAGAGUUACAAACGUGCAGAGGAGAAGGGAUCACCACCAUGUUCGAUUCCGCUUGUACAUCCUCUGCCAUCCUAUCCGAGGUGGCUGAAAGACUAAAAUUAAAAAGGAAGCCGCUAACAAUUUCUAUCACUAAGUUUGGUGGUGAGACCGAGUGUAUCGACACGUACAGUUAUAUCCUACCAUUGAAGACGAGAGAAGCAGACAUUAGAAUAGAGGUAUUUGGUAUGCCGCACAUCACCAAUAACCUAAUACAACAAGACACUGCAAGAAUGGCAAGUAUGUUGGGAGUUGACAAACGUCAAGUAGAACGACCUACUGGGGCAGUAGAAUUACUCAUUGGGGCUGAUAAUGCAAAUCUGUUCCCGAGUGUUCUAAAGACCGUAGAUGAGCUUGCUUUGUGUGAAGGGCCAUUCGGCAAGAUGAUCUUCGGAAAACACUCCAUGUGCAGAAGUGAAUCAAACUCAAUCAACUUAACGCAGAUUAAACAACAACUUGAUUUUGACUUUUUAGAUAUCGAGAGCAUUGGUGUUAGAUGCAGUCCAAGGUGUGGAGGCUGUAAAUGUGGCAAUUGCCCCCUAGGAGCUAAGAGAUACACCUUAAGAGAAGAAAGGGAACUAAACUUAAUUGACGAAGGGUUAACGCACGAGGAUG
Molecule: messenger RNA, 1800 nt
Organism: Anneissia japonica
Lineage: Eukaryota; Metazoa; Echinodermata; Crinoidea; Comatulida; Comatulidae
Exons: 1
Source: RefSeq, a predicted model, not a curated record